Cyprinus carpio (common carp) is the source of this 3068-nucleotide messenger RNA. It is a transcript of the gene wipf3, whose product is annotated as WAS/WASL interacting protein family member 3. The record is from RefSeq and is a predicted model, not a curated record. Gene Ontology annotation, molecular function: actin binding. Lineage: Eukaryota; Metazoa; Chordata; Actinopteri; Cypriniformes; Cyprinidae.
AGGCGGACCACAGGGUGCGAGGGCUGUAGUCCGGUUCAGUUCACACAUAAAUUCCAAAAAAAGCACAGCAUUUGGACAAUGUGUCACCAAGUGUUAUAAAUGAGACAUUUCUAGUUGAUUAUAUAUAUUUUUUACCGAGUGGAGAGGACAUAUUUCUAAAGCUUUCUUUAAGUUAUUUUUUUUAAAUUACAUUUUUAUAUGUCACGUAUUUUACGUAAAAUUAGACGCGUCAUCGUGAAACCCUCGGCGUCUUCCUAAUUAUAACACGAGCUCGUGGUCAGUAACUUUAUCUCGUGGGUCAAAGGCGGACCCAGCCUCGCGCACCGACUGUCCUCUGACAACUUCCCUGCGUCUGUCCCCCGGAUGAGCAGAAAACGCACGAAACUUCAGCUUUCCAACCCGCUAAGCUGUAUUUAGCGGGUUUCUCUUCCUCACACAAUAGCUCGGAUUGGCUGCUGGGAUUGCCAGAAGUUGAGCAGCUCUACAUCUCAAACAACAGACUCCAUUGUUAUCUCUGGAGGCCUCCAGCUCUUGAUAAGGUUCCUAAGCAAUGCCUGUCCCUCCUCCUCCACCUCCCCCAGCUCCACCAGCCCCACCUCCACCUCCUGCACCUCCUGCACAAUCACGGACAGACCCUCCUAAAAUCCAGCGUUCUGAGGGUGGAGGUCGCAGUGCACUCCUUUCUGACAUUCAGAAGGGGACGAGGCUGAAAAAGGUCACACAGGUCAAUGACCGAAGCACACCAUUCCUUGACAAACCUAAAGUGAACCGUGUGGAUGACACUGGAAGAAAUGUUGCUCCUGGAAACUCUACAAACACAGCAGGAUCUGCUCCAUCUGCAGUGGGUCCAACUCUGGGUGGACUAUUUGCUGGGGGAUUUCCUGUACUCAAACCAGUCGGACAAAGAGACAAGCAGCCACAUCACAACCCGGUGUCUCGCUCCGGCUCCACCGCCAGCCUGAAGCAGCCUCUCUGGAACCCUCCAUCACAGGGAGACGGGUUCAGAGGAAGCGCCCCUGAUCUUUCCCCCUCCCACAAACCUUUGGAAAGAGCCUCCUCACUUUCUAAAACUCGGCCUAUUUCCUCAUACACAGCCCCUCCCUCCCCAAGCCAAACUUCACAUCCUUCUUUCAAACUGUCCUCUACUCCUUCCUUUGCCCCUCCACCUCCUCCUCCUCCUCAGGAGCGGCCCAAUAACAGACACCCUCCUCUCCCCACCUGCCUGCCCCCACCCCCUCCUCCUCAAACAGCCAAACCCACUUGGUUACCCGUCCAAUCACACUCCAUUCCCAUGCCUACGACUCCACCUCCUCCACUGCCUCCCUCUGUCCCUGCGUUCUCCCAUCCUGACAGAUCGUCUGGGGUCUUCUACCCUCUGCCUCCUCCACCGCCUCCAUCAAUCCCUCUGUCCUCACUACCUGACAGGUCAUCUGGGGUCUUUUAUCCUCCACCCCCUCCACCUCCUCCAUCAGUCCCUCCAUCCUCUCUCCCUGAUAGGUCAUCUGGGGUCUUCUACCCUCCACCUCCUCCUCCACCACCUCCGUCCUCACUCUCUAACAGAUCAUCUGGAGUCUUCUUCCCUCCGCCCCCUUCUCCGGAGCCAUUAGAAAUGAAGGACAGUCCUUUAGGGCCUCCUCCCCCACCUCCUCCUCCUCUUCCUGCUUCAUUUGCAUGCAGCCACCCCUCCGCAGCACCACCUCCGCUACCUCAGAAAGUACCUCCCAUGCCUUCACCCACAUACAGGCCCAGCGUACCACCUUUGCCACCGUCUUACCCCUGUACCGCCCCCAGUAGACGACCCCCUGCAGUGCCACGUUUUGCAGGUGCUCCAAGGAUGGCUCCACCCCCUGCUCCUCCUGCUCGGUCUCCUAACACUGAACUCUCCAGUAGGAUCCCACCCCCUCCUCCUCUCCCACUGUCAGCUCCGCCCAGCUUAGUACGCAACGGACACCUGCACAGCUUAGAUGACUUUGAAUCGAAAUUUCACUUCCAUCCUAUUGAGGACUUCCCCCCUCCUGAAGAGUUCAGGCCCUUCCCACGUACCUACCCCAGCAAGGAAAACAGAGUCAACCCACAACCUCCUGCCAUGAGGACUCAUUUAAGAUGAAAUGGGACAAUAUGAAGUUUGGUGCUAACCUUUUGCAGGACAUAUUUUAAGCCUCAUCCUCAUCGUCAGUGAAGAACAGCAGCCAAAUCUGUAGGUCAAAUCAACUCACUCAAGCAACACUUUAUCAAUCACAACUGCAUUAUCUGUGAAAACAUUCUAGUUUGAUGUAAAUUUUUUUUUUUUUUUUUUUUUUUUGUCAUCCACAUUUCAAGAAAGAGUUUCCUUAUUUUAGCUGCAGCCAUGUUAAAACCCCUGAUUCUUAUCAAAAGUGUUUACCUAUAUAAUACAUUUUCUUGUCAAUAAUAAGUGUUUUAACAUUUAAUAUGUUUCUGGAACAAAUAUAUUAUGCCUAAUAAUUUUGCUUAACAUACCAUACAAGGCUUUUAUUAAUUAUCCUUUCAGCUUUUAACAUACCCUGAAUGGACUAAAAGGGCAAAUUAUUAGACUACUAACAGAAUAAAAUGAGAAAUAAAUGUUGAUUAAAACAUGGCUUAACAAAAUAUGGAAAAAGGAAAAUCUGUGCAUACAGAUUAGAGAAGUCUUGCAGGCAUUACUGUUUCAGUUUUUGUAAAAGGGAAGAAAGUUAACCAGUAAGAGUGAAGCCAUGUUUCAGGCUUAAGGUGAACAGAAUAAAUGGGUGAAAUGGAUGAAACUAUAAAUGGAAAAGUAAAUUAAGUUACAUUUCUAAAACUAACAAGAGAGUUUAUUAGACAAUAAUUUCCUGUUUUUGAUUCUUCUGGCUGCUGGAGCCCUUUGUUACUAACUCUUCAUCUAACUCAUCAAAUCAAGACUUUCUAAUAGACCAAAAGAAAAAAUAUUCUUUGUUUUUCCUCAUUCUAUGAUUCAUUUUUAAAUCUAUCUGUAUUUGAAAUCUGUGCCAGUAUGAAAUGCUGUAUUAAAGGGAUAUUAAACCCCAAAAUGAAAAUUUUGUCAUUAAUCACUUACCUCCAUGUCAUUCCAA